AUGACGAUAGCCACAGCGAAGCUCCUUACCCUCAUCUUUGUCCUCGCAUCAACCUCAGCAGUGCUCUCCGGCCCCAUCCCAGCUGCCCGUCGCGUAUCGGGCAUCGUAAUCAAGUACUCCGACAACUAUCCCGAGGAGCGCCCUGACCCCAUUACUACUCUUAACGAAAGCGAUGAACUGGCGGAUCUCCCUAACCUGACUGCCGAGGAGCUAGAGGAGAUUCUGUCUGCCGAGAGCCCACUGCCCAGCACAUUCCUCAUGGCCGUUCCCGCUCUGCGAGCUUCUAUCGCCGCCGCCGAACCGUCGAAAGCCACGAGUUCCCAGGCACCCAGCUGGAGUCCCUCGCCGUUACAGGAUGUGUGGCUGGAGGUCAUACCACGGAGCAUGUGUAUUAUGCUUGCUGGUCUCGCGGCCUGCUUCGUUGCCCUAAUCCCAUUCCUCGUUCACAGGUGGAGAAGUUCGGCAGCUACCGGUGCAAUCUAUUUGGAGGUGGAUGAGCCCUCGCGAUGGCACCAGCCCUCCAUUUGCGCCGAUGAUAUCGAAGAAGCUUACACUGAUGAGAAGUGCGCACUCGAAUAG
Molecule: messenger RNA, 579 nt
Organism: Scedosporium apiospermum
Lineage: Eukaryota; Fungi; Ascomycota; Sordariomycetes; Microascales; Microascaceae
Exons: 2
Coding region: 1-579 (192 amino acids)
Source: RefSeq, a predicted model, not a curated record